AGUGUGUCUCAAGUUAGCAUUGAUACUGGGACAAUGGACGCUACCACAAUCACAACGUUUUGCUGGAUGUUAAGUCUAGUUCGACCACAGCCGGGUCCAAACAUUCAAGAUACAAAAUACGCACAGGAUGGAGGGACUGUGACGUUUUCAUGGAACCUACACACACCAGCACUGGAGUUUACAGUGAGGGGACCUUCAACGUCAAGCAGUAUAUUUCACGUAAAUGACGGUUCUCAGCCAACACUUGUCAAUGAGACAUAUAAGAGUAGAAUACAUACUGUGUCGUAUUUGAGAGGACCAGAAAGAGUGUUGUCCUUCCAGUUAACUGAUGUUGGUAUGUCUGAUGGGGGUACCUACAGCGUUCACGCAGGAUCACCAAACACCCUAGGUUCUGAGGUUGAUAGAAGUCACCUUAUCGUCACCCGUGUCCUGCGCCCCUACAUAGUGUCAACAGUUACUGUUCCAUACAGAAACAGAGCCAGACUCACCUGCUACGUCUUCACAGUCCUAAGUGACGAGGGAUCCCUGACCACAGUCAUUACUUGGCUGAAGAACAAUGUACCGUUGGCAAGUGGAUGGCAGUAUGGCAUUACGUUGGAUGAUGGUACACUGUACAACUGGGAGUACUAUCGUGUCAGUACACUUACUAUCUAUGACACGAGUACAUCCACGGGAGACAUAUACUCAUGUCAGGCCACAGUGGACAAGUUGAUGGUGACCAUACUGAGUGUGGAGCAUACUUUGGGAAGCAACUCGGUCUUGUCUUAUUACCCGAGUAACACAGUGAUAAAUGAGACGGAAAACACCACUGUUAUUUGGAAUUUACCUUAUCGGGACUCCGACUUCUAUGUCUCCCGUGACUCUGGGGAUCUAAUAUUACAUGUGAACGGGACAAUGAUUUAUACCAUGGACAAAUAUUGGUCGCGAAUCAAGAUAUCAGACGUAUCGACGACUUCAACCCGCUCCCUCAUUGUGCGGUUUACACUUUACAACGUUACAUCAGCUGAUGCCGGCAUGCUUGACUGCAGGGAAUAUGACGAAGAGUGGCAUAUUCUCCCAGACUGGCGCCACGUACUGAUUAUCUCACGUAAGCCAGAGGACCCUCGAAUAUACAGCAGUGGCUCUGUUAUCCCAUGGAAACCGCUGGUCCUGAUUUGUUCAACGUUAUCAUUGAGUCUGCCAGUGGACCAUGGUCAGCGGAUGUCUUACAUCUGGAGGAGAAACAACCGCUUGCUUGGAAGUACAGGCAAAUACCAUUAUGAGGGUUCUACACUCACCAUCGCUGAUUUCCUUAAUGAAGAGGACUACAGAGGCAGAUAUUCUUGUCAGGCCAGAGAGUGGGAUAUGGAUUCAAACUGGAGCGCUGAAUACUCCGUGGAAGAAACAUAUACAAGAAGUACGCUGAUAAGUGUGAUAUUGGUGUCCUGUCUGGCUGUGAUGUUGAUUGUCGCACUUACUGUUGUCAUUUACCGUCGUGCUUACAAAACACUGAAAGAAUCCUUUCACCCAACACCUCUUGACACUUAUAUUACACCAGUAUCAGACACGAGGACGUCUGUCGGAGAUGAUGGACCCAAUACAUAUGAAUCAAUCGAUGUGGGAACUGGCGUCGAGUCUCGAGUCCCAAGUCUGUCUGAGGUGAACAACUCUGACCAACAUCAGCCGUCAUCUUAUAAUGUCGGUACAGACGAUUCCGUUUAUGGAUCCAGACCUGCUCACGUUGGUAAUGUCGACAUUAUUGAGUCAGAUUUUACUUUUACUGACGAUCCAUUGACGCCUCAAUCACAUGUCUAUUAUUCUAUUUCAAUAAAUGACAAACGCCCUCAAACAGAUGCAGCGGGUUAUGUAGCCUGGAAUGAAGAUAAAGGGAUGCUUAUUCGUACUGGAAUCAAUGGACCUAGAUACGUACACGUUUCUGACGUCAUGGACCUUAAUGAAUUGGAUUGCACUUCAAGGUCAUUCACAGCUAUUGAUGAACCAUCUACGUCACAAUCACGUGACCCUUACAUCACUUCCGUAAAUGGCGAGCGCCCUCAAACAGAUACUGCGGGUUACGUAGCCUGGAAUGAAGUUAAAGGGGUGCCUACUGGUAAACAAAUCGAUGGACCGAACUUCGCUUACGUCUGUGACCGCAAAAAUACUGAAGAAUUGAAUUCCCCUCCAAGACCAGUCAAAGGUAUUGAGGAUCCACCCACGUCUCUAGCACAUACUUGUUACAUUUCAGAGGAUACAAAACAUCCUCAAACAGAUGCAGCUGGCUACGUACAGUGGAAGGAUGCUGAGGGGGAUGCUUACUGGGGAAGGAAAUAAUGCAACCAUACACAACAUGUAAGAAGAUGGAGUAUGUUAGUCACAUGUACCACCCGUGAAGAUCCGGGUUAGAAUAUUGAUCUUCAGUAACCCAUGCUUGUCGUAAA
Molecule: messenger RNA, 2417 nt
Organism: Haliotis rubra (blacklip abalone)
Lineage: Eukaryota; Metazoa; Mollusca; Gastropoda; Lepetellida; Haliotidae
Exons: 8
Coding region: 34-2310 (758 amino acids)
Source: RefSeq, a predicted model, not a curated record